AUGUCGUUCAGAAUUGAUGCUCUACGCUCGCUCAAUCGAUGGCAAAGCAAAGGGAUCAAGCAGCCUUUGACUGGAAAGAACAGCUUCCGCCAAUACGCUGAUGCUUUCUAUCAGCCUGUUUAUCGAACAUCAUGGAGGGCGCGAAUUGGAUACUUUUUCACGGGUGCAAUCUCAUUGGUUGUGCUAGGUAAUGCUUUGGACCAUUGGGUGCCUGGACUGUGGAGACGUCAGGAUUGGUCUUCUGCCCUGGCUGCCGCUUCUUCGACCUCGCCGCUGUCUAAAACCCCUAAACCUCUGCACAACAUCACCGACCAAAACAUGAGCGAGGCACGCAAAGAGCUCAUCGGCAUCGUUGGCCACGAUGGCGUAGACGACACCCCUGGCAACCUGCAAUCUCGUUCGAGGACUGAAUGGUCUCCGUCUCCGGGAAGCACCUGUGCUGCUCUCAUCAUCUUCCCACGCGAUACCAGAGACGUCAGCGAGAUCAUGAAAGUGUGUCACCGCCGCCAUAUCCCUGUCACAGGGUUCUCCGGUGGCACAAGUCUUGACGGUGCUUUAGCAUCCACCCGCGGCGGUAUCUGCAUUGAUUUCUCACGUAUGAAUCGUAUCUUGAAGGUGCAUGAUCGAGAUAUGGAUGUCGUGGUCCAGCCUGCUGUUGGUUGGGAAGAUCUGAAUGCGCGGCUUGCCGAGAUCGAUCUCUUCUUCCCACCGGAUCCGGGGCCUGGAGCACAAAUUGGUGGCAUGAUUGGAACCGGUUGUUCGGGCACGAACGCUUAUCGCUAUGGUACGAUGAAAGACUGGGUCAUUUCUACCACAGUCGUGCUGGCGGAUGGCACCAUUGUCAAGACAAGGAAUCGACCAAGAAAAUCGACAGCUGGAUAUGACUUGACGAGGCUCAUAGUUGGAUCCUCGGGUACUUUAGGCUUGGUUACUGAGGCUGUCUUAAAGGUAACCUCGAAGCCUGAGAACGAGCAAGUCGCGGUCAUUGCAUUUCCUAGCAGCGCCAAGGCUGUCAGUACAGUCAUUGACGUUGUCCAGAAAGGUAUACAGCUUGCAGCUGUGGAGCUGCUCGACCAUAAUACCAUGAGAGCAGUGAAUCAAAGCGGGUAUUCCGACAAGGAAUGGAAAGAGACCCCAACACUAUUUGUGAAGUUCUCGGGGACGAAGAGCGCCGUACAAGAGCAAGUCGAUAUACUGAAAGCGCUCGCAGAUAAGCACGGUCGAGAAUCCUUUGAGUCGUCAAGCGACCCCGAACAGAUCGCUGCGCUAUGGGCCGCUCGCAAAACAGCUCUCUGGAGCCUCAUCGCGCAGAAGCGCGAUCCAGACGACAAGUUCUUAGGCUCCGAUGUUGCAGUCCCUAUAUCUCGAUUGGCCGAGAUCAUCGACGAAAGUGACUCCAAAAUCAAAGCAGCAGGUCUGCUUGGCUCGACUCUUGGCCAUGUUGGCGAUGGAAAUUUCCACGCCUCCAUCCUUUACGGGGAGAAAGACAGGGUUGCGGCGGAAAAUAUCAUAGCAGAUAUCCGACGGCGAGGCAUCGAGAUGGAGGGAACUGUAACCGGGGAGCAUGGUGUUGGUCUGGCGCUAAGGGAUAUGUUGGAGGUUGAGUUGGGCGAGAAUGCUGUUGAUAUGAUGCGGAAGAUCAAAGUGGCAUUGGAUCCACUGUGUCUGCUAAAUUGCGACAAGAUCGUACGAGUGGAACCCAAUGAUGGGCAAUAA
This is a messenger RNA of Letharia columbiana, 1716 nucleotides long. RefSeq lists its product as uncharacterized. The record is from RefSeq and is a predicted model, not a curated record. Gene Ontology annotation, molecular function: D-lactate dehydrogenase (NAD+) activity; FAD binding; D-lactate dehydrogenase (cytochrome) activity. Gene Ontology annotation, biological process: lactate catabolic process. The transcript is spliced from 2 exons. Lineage: Eukaryota; Fungi; Ascomycota; Lecanoromycetes; Lecanorales; Parmeliaceae. The coding region runs from base 1 to 1716 and encodes 571 amino acids. Gene Ontology annotation, cellular component: mitochondrion.